AGUUCAGAGGGGUUCAACGUGUCAUAGGGCCAGACACACCCACAAUGUUUUGGAUCUAUAUAGUGAUAUGCUGUUCUCUUUUGUUCUCAAUUUAUGGAGGAAAGUGACCAGUAACAGCAUGUCAUCCAUUAGCAAGCAGCUGUCUUCCAUCAGCUUUGCAGGCAGGAAGCAGUCUUCCCCCUCCACUGAGAUCAGACUGGUUUUGCUGGGGAAGACUGGCAGCGGAAAAAGCUCCACUGCCAACUCCAUCUUGGGCCGUAAGGUCUUCGACUCAAAGGUUAGCAGCUCCUCUGUCACCCAACGUCGCAGGGCCUGUGGAGAAUUUCGGGGGCGACACCUGACACUUCUAGACACUCCAGGGCUGCUGGACACUCAUCAGACGCCACAGGAGGUGCAGAUGGAGUUGAGGAGGAGUGUUAGCCUCCUGUACCCCGGACCCCAUGUGUUCCUUCUUGUUAUUCCGAUUGGGAGGUUUACUCAGGAGGAGAAGGAGGUGGUGCGGCAGAUCAAACAGGCAAUGGGUUCCCAUGCUUUGAGUUUCUCUGUAGUGGUUUUUACCCAUGGGGACCUUCUGGAAGAAGGGACAUUUGUGAAGCAUUGUCUGAUAGACGACUGCAGGGAUCUGGCCAUGCUGGUGGCCGGAUGUGGGGGCAGGUACUGUGUCUUUAACAACCAGAACGCCAAGAACAAGGAGCAGGUGUCCGAACUGCUUGCCUUAGUGGACAGCAUAAUGCAGGGAAACGGAGGAAGCUGCUACGGCAGCAAAAUGCUCCAGAAAGCAGAGGAGGAUCUGGCUCAGGAGCUGCAGGAGGAGAGGAGGCUGCUGGGUGAGGAGGAGGAGCUGUUAAAAAAGAAGCAAGAGGCAGCAAUAAAAGUGUCGUAUGAAAAAGAGCUAGACAUGGUUAAGCAAAAAAGCAAGAGGGAGAUAGAGGAGCUGAAGAAAAAGCAGCAGCUGGAGAAGGAGAAGGAGGAGAAAUUGGCAAGAGAUCGAGAGGAGGCCUUCAGACGAUGGAUGGAGGAGAAUGACAAGAAGGAGAAGGAGAGAAAGAUUCAAGAGAUGGUGAGACUGAUGGAGAUACGCAGAGAGGAAAAAGAGAUAAGGGAAGCUCUUCAAGAAAAGCUUGACAAAGUUACUAAAAUGCUGGAGAAGCAAGCUGAGCAGGACGAGAAAAUGAGAAGAGCAAUGGAGGAAAAGAUCCAAAAGCACAGAGUGGAAAAUGAAAAGAAAGAGAGAGAGAUGGAACUUCAGCAAAUACAGAAAGAGCAGGCCAUCAGGCAGAGGGAGGAAAUGAAGAGAGAAGCUUUACAGAAAGAGCUGGAUAAACUCACCCAGAGCUUGGAGGAGCAGAGCAGGAAGGAGGAGGAGAGGAAAAGGCAAAUGGAGGACCGGCUCCGACGUGAGAGGGAGGAGAACCAGAGAGAAUGGGACAUACAGAUGGAGAAUCGAAGAGCGGAGAAAAGGAGAACUGUGGCCCUCGAGCAGGAGUUAAAGCUCGUCAAAAUGAAAAUUGAGCAACAAAAAACGAGCGAAGAAAACCUCAAGAGACAGAUAGAGGAGAACCUGCGGAGGGAGAGGGAAAAGUAUGACAAAGAAAUGUCUUUGUUGACAAAGCAGUGCGACAAGAAGUGUUCAGAGCUGUGCAACGAGAUGAUAAAGAAGAAGUCUGCAGAGAAACAUAGCACAGUGACAACUGUGACUGGAUAUGUGCAGGAAAUGGGACUGGUGGGGCUGAAUGCAGCUUUAGAGAGUGUUGGAGCUCCCUGCUGUAUACAGUAACAGCAUGAAGAUUUAUUAUUUUACAUUUACUGUAUGUCAGGACAAAUACACUCAUUAUAACUGUAUCUUUUUCAUGCAUAUGGCCUUAACUACUUUACUCCUACUAACUACUAAUCAUUUGGGAAUGUAAACGUACAAUAUGUUGCGACUUUUGAAUUAUUAUUAUUACAUUCAACCAUUAACUUAAUAUUAACACAGUUAGGAAAAGAAAGGACAUUCAUGGCAAUGUGAAAGCAAUUUCAACAUGUAAUUCCAGUGUGUCCUAAAUCAGCAAAUGCACCAAAAUAGUACAAACUCUCAAAAACGAUGGAGAUAAUCUGAUUAUCAACUCCCCGCCCCCUGCUUCAGACUGUCUGUCUCUGUCUCCAUCAUCUAAAUCUGUAUUCAAACAAAACCCUGUUGCCAUUAAUAAAGAUAAAAUAUUGCUUGAGUGCUA
Molecule: messenger RNA, 2213 nt
Organism: Siniperca chuatsi (mandarin fish)
Lineage: Eukaryota; Metazoa; Chordata; Actinopteri; Centrarchiformes; Sinipercidae
Product: GTPase IMAP family member 4-like
Exons: 2
Coding region: 68-1777 (569 amino acids)
Molecular function (GO): GTP binding
Source: RefSeq, a predicted model, not a curated record